AUGAGACUAUAUCUUAACCAAAGACCGAGGACUUUUAUUCUCACUAGCAAUGGGUACGCCUUAGUGAUAAGACAUCCCAACCCCACGUACAAGGAAGAUGGUAAUGGAGGGAAGAAAGUGGAGGAGGUUCCCGCUGUUAUAGUGGAGUUUUGUAAUACGGAAAUCUUGAAUUUGGCCAACUAUAAAGAGAUUGUCCCCAGUCGUCGAAAUGGACAAAUGCUUGGGUUUUUAGGGUUUUUACUGAUCAAAAAUAAUAUUUUACUAGGUUUUAUCACUGGUGAUGAAACCAUAGCGUCUCCCACAUUACACGACACCGUUCAUCGAAUCACGGGUGUUGAGUUUUUUUGUGUACAACUGGAUGCCUUUGACCAGUUUGUAACGUUCCAAGAAUAUAACAAUAAUAACGGGAGACAUAUUGGAAGACCGAAUGCCCCAGACGAAUACCUAGAUCAGGGGGAGUCUCUAGCUCAUUCCGUAAAGAAACUCAUAUCUCUGGGAGAUUUUUUCUAUUCUCCUUCGUUUGAUAUCACCCUGACAAUGCAGGAAAGAGGGUAUCAGGCCAAUCCCUUGUUUAAACUACGGGCAGAUGGACCUUAUUGUAAACGGUUUAUGUGGAAUAGAUAUAUGACAUUGGAGUUGAUAGAUUUCAGAAAGAAACUUCCUCCAAUAGAACAGGAAAUGUUUGAUACAGGAGGGUUUAUUACUCCAAUAUCAAGAGGAUAUGCUCAAACUUUGAAUUCAGUUAUUAAUAAUGAAGAUGCAUUGAUUACCAUGAUCUCAAAGCAAGCAUGCUUGAAAAGUGGUCAUUUAUUUGGAGAAUGGGGUAUAGAUGAUCAAGGUGAAGUAGCAAAUUAUAUGGAGACAGAAAUCAUCAUCUAUACCCAUAAAUUUUGUUUUGCAUAUGUUGUUGUACGAGGAAAUGUGCCUAUUUUCUAUGAAACGGAAACUCAUUUCAGUAAGCGGAAUAUUCUUAUCGCUGUAUCCAAGUCUAGCAAGAAGAUGAGGUUCCCCAGAUCUUUCGAAACUUCUCAACUUGCACUUGGUCGACAUUUUGAUGGGUUGGCUUAUAAUUUUGGUGAUAUUGCUGUGGUCAAUGGGUUAACUUCGGAUGAAUCUUCGUACAAGAGCCAAUUAAGCAAAAAAUAUAAAGAACAUCUUGAGAAGUUUAUUGCAUUAAAGAAUGAUGCUGGGAAUUAUCGACUAUUUGAAAUAGAUCUACAUGUUAGCAAAGCAUUUGUUAAGAAAGUUGGUUUCACAUCUGUCAAUCCACAUAACAUUAUCUCCAUAAUAAAUGAUAGAGUAGUGGAUUUUGGAGCGUAUUUCUAUGGGAUAUCAGAUAAUACUUUCACAGGAAGACAAUUGGGAGUUUUCAGAGUGAAUUCCUUUGACAACUUACAUAAAGCAAGUUUUAUAUCCAAAGUGAUUUGUCAAAGAGUAAUUGAAUUGGCCAUAGAGGAUAUGGGGAUCACCUUGGAAUCAAAUACAGAGAUUAUUGCACAUCAUGCAAAAUUAUGGGAAGAAAAUGAUUAUCAAAUCACAAGGUUAACCACUAGUUAUAUUACUAAUUUUGGUAAAUUGGCAGUUCAUGCGGUUAAUAAUACUGUCAAAUCUCAUUUUUCAGCAAAAUAUCUUAGUGGAGUGGUUCCAGAUAACAAGGGGAAUGAUACUGCUAUGUUAAAGAUGCUAGGAAGGAAAUCAGAUCAAGUAAGUGUGACGUUAUUCAGUCCAAUUCUUGAUUUAUUACAAGAAAUAGAUAGAAGGAAUACCGCAGCCAAAGUUGAUGAUGCAAAUACUGAGAGUGUUCUUCCUACCCAACAGAUCAAGUUAUUUGCUGGAACAUUUAACGUUAGUGGGAAAUGUCCUACCACCAGCAUAACUGAAUGGAUAUAUCCAACUAACACUGAAGGGGAAGUAUCAUAUGAUAUUGUAUUUAUUGGGAUUCAAGAAGUUGUUGAGUUAACCACAGGGCAAAUCCCAUCUCGUGAUGUUGGGAAGGCUAGGUUUUGGGAGAAUAAGAUCAAAAGUACAUUAGAUGAAAACCCAUUGGGAAUUAAAUAUGUGAGUUUAUGGGUGGGUAUGCUUGGAACCACUGCUCUUUUCCUUUUCGUGAAGGAAUCACAAGUGGAUAAAAUACGUGGAGUUGAAGGUAAUGUUAAGAAAACAGGAUUAGGAGGGAUGGCAGCUAAUAAAGGUGGAGUAGCUGUCAGUUUUUGUUUCAAUGAUACUCUGAUAUGUUUAGUUUCAUGUCAUUUGGCUGCUGGGUUAAGCAAUAUAGAUGAAAGACAUCAGAAUUAUAAGACAUUGGUUAAAGGGUUUAGAUUUCUGAAGAAUAGAUCAGCCAAAGAUCAUGAUGCGGUGAUUUGGUUAGGAGAUUUCAAUUAUAGAAUCGGAUUACCCAAUGAACAAGUGAAACCUUUAAUAGAAAGGAAACAAUAUUCCCGAUUAUUUGAGUUUGAUCAAUUACAUAUGCAAAUGGCCAAUGGAAUCACAUUCCCAUUCUAUGAUGAGAUGGAAAUCACCUUUCCUCCAACGUAUAAGUUUGACUUAGACAGUGACAUUUAUGAUACCAGUGAGAAGCAAAGAAUCCCAGCAUGGACCGAUCGGAUUUUAAGUUUAUCCAAGGGGAAGGUGUUAACUCCGAAGGUUUAUAAUAGUUGUCCUACCGUCAAGUUUUCAGAUCAUCGUCCAGUUUAUGGGAUUUUUGAAGUGAGUGUCCAUUCGUUGAGUGCGUCCAAUAAUAAGAGUAACUUGGCUUUAGACCGAGUAAGUGGGAUUGAUCUUAAUACCACGAUCUUCAAGAAGGAUGACUUAUCCUAUUUGGUGUUUAAUGAUAACGAUAAGGCAUUACCACCUCCCAGCACCGAUUCCAGGAAAUGGUGGCUUGAUGGGAAUAAAUCCGUUAAGAUGAGCAUAAAGGAGUUGAAUGAUAACGACAAUGAAUUGGUUCAUGAUCCACUUGUGGUGAAUCCAUUCUUACCCAUUAACCCAUUUGAACAAACAGAUAAACCAGAGUUUAUAAAGAAGAGUACUUUAUUAGAGAUGAUUAGAUAA
Lizanozyma spartinae is the source of this 3051-nucleotide messenger RNA. It is a transcript of the gene INP51, whose product is annotated as phosphoinositide 5-phosphatase. Gene Ontology annotation, cellular component: membrane; cytoplasm. Bases 1 to 3051 code for a protein of 1016 amino acids. Gene Ontology annotation, biological process: phosphatidylinositol dephosphorylation. Gene Ontology annotation, molecular function: phosphatidylinositol-3,5-bisphosphate 5-phosphatase activity; phosphatidylinositol-4,5-bisphosphate 5-phosphatase activity. The record is from RefSeq and is a predicted model, not a curated record. Lineage: Eukaryota; Fungi; Ascomycota; Pichiomycetes; Serinales; Debaryomycetaceae. The transcript has a single exon.